Molecule: messenger RNA, 2298 nt
Organism: Exophiala dermatitidis NIH/UT8656
Lineage: Eukaryota; Fungi; Ascomycota; Eurotiomycetes; Chaetothyriales; Herpotrichiellaceae
Product: adenosinetriphosphatase
Exons: 1
Coding region: 1-2298 (765 amino acids)
Biological process (GO): RNA catabolic process; mitochondrial RNA 3'-end processing
Cellular component (GO): mitochondrial degradosome
Molecular function (GO): RNA helicase activity; hydrolase activity, acting on acid anhydrides; ATP binding
Source: RefSeq, a predicted model, not a curated record
AUGCUCCCCAUCUCGACACGACGAGGCCAAUGCCUUUUAUGUUCCAUUCGAACGCUGCUUGCGGCAUCGCCGAAACGAGCCCAUGAUCCACGGCGCCGAUUCACGAAUAAUGCCACUCUACUAGGACCACGGGAUCGAUUCCCGUCAUCGCGCCGCAAGGGAGAUUCUGGCCGAGACUCGAAAUCAUCCUCGAAGCCGAACCGAAGAUCCGGCCCGGUCGCAGCGAAACUCUCCCCCGAGACCAUACAGAAUCGGCUGCUUACCGGUUUAGAGAGUCUGAAGAAGCGCUUGUCCUCCACCAAGGUCGAUGACGAGUCGGAAGUGACACAGUUGGCCGCACUCGAUCCGGACCAUAAAUACUGGCCUGGAUUUAAGAGGAAACUUGAAGGUGUUGUGACCGGAGAAAAUAAGACGGCCGAAGACGACAGACUGCUGGCGGAAAUAGGACAUACACAGAACUCGUCAGACUGGCGCGCGGACCUCGAAAGAGUCCUCCACUUCAGUUUCAUCGACUACGUGCUCCAGAAGAAGGCCGAGCAGGAUCCUGGAAACCUGAAGUCCGUCCGGCCGGAUCUGCGAUAUCCCACAGAAUGGUAUACUCCUGCACGUCAGAUUCAGAGAGAUGUCCAUCUCCAUAUUGGGCCGACGAAUUCGGGAAAGACAUAUAAUGCGCUCAAGAGACUUGAGGAAAGUGGUUCGGGGUUCUACGCCGGGCCGCUUCGGUUACUGGCGCAUGAAGUGUUUUCGAGGUUCAAAGCGAAAGGGAUGGCGUGCGAUCUGGUGACUGGAGACGACGUCCGACUUGACGAUAAUGAAGAUGUCACGCUGUCUGCGUCGACGGUGGAAAUGGUGGACGUCACCACGCCCGUCGAGGUUGCAGUCAUUGAUGAAGUGCAGAUGAUGGCUUCGGAGGACCGUGGCUGGGCUUGGACCAGGGCGUUUCUUGGAGCCAAUGCGAAAGAGGUUCAUCUCUGUGGAGAGGCGAGGGUUCUCCCGUUGAUACGCGAAUUGACUGCUUCGACCGGCGACAGCUUGCAUGUGCAUGAGUACAAGCGUCUCAAUCCGUUGAAGGUGAUGGCAAAGAGUCUCGGAGGAAAUCUCAAAAACCUCCGCAAAGGUGAUUGCAUAGUCACCUUUUCCGUGUUCAGCUUGCAUGCCAUGAAGAAGCAGAUCGAGUUGGACACGGGUCGUCGAUGCGCUAUUGUAUAUGGCAGCUUGCCUCCUGAGACGCGAGCACAACAGGCCGCGUUGUUCAACGACCCGGACAACGAUUACGAUUAUCUGGUGGCAAGCGAUGCCAUUGGGAUGGGUCUGAAUCUGAGUGUCAAGCGAAUCAUCUUCCAUGGAACUCUAAAGUUCAAUGGCUCCUACACGGAACAAUUGACCGUCCCUCAAAUCAAGCAGAUCGGCGGUCGAGCUGGCCGAUACCGAAGCUCUCAUCAAGCCAUGAACAACAGCUCCAACAAGUCCGACACUGCCACAGAAGCCAAUGUCGGCCUGGUAACCACCUUGAACGAUGAGGAUCUUCCCAUCGUCCGUGACGCCAUGAACGCAGAAGAUCCUCCCAUCAGAUAUGCAGGUCUGCUACCACCGGGAGAUUUCUUGGAGGAUAUGGCCACUCGGCUGCCCAAAGGGAUACCGUUUGAAUAUAUUCUACAGCGCCUUCGUCGGUCUGCCUCUAUCCAUCGACGAUUCAAAUUGUGCAGUAUCCGCGACCAGAGCCGAAUUGCCCGCAUUAUCGAGCCUGUGAGAGGGCUGACGACCGCUCAACGAAUCGUGCUGACAGCUGCUCCCGGCCACAGUGCGUCGAGUGAAGUGACCCUGGCAAUGAAAGCUUUAGCUCGAGUCAUUGCCGAGCAAAGACAGGUCACAGUGGUGGAUGUUCCAGAAAUCAAUCUCGAGAUCCUGGAGAAACCCAUAUCAGGAGAUAGAGAAUACCUACAAAGCUUGGAGGAUCUCCACAAAGUCUUGAUCUUGUUCCUGUGGCUUAGUUACCGCUUCAUCGGCACUUUCAAGGACAGGGAUAUGGCCACAUAUGCCAAAGAGAUGGUGGAGGACAGGAUAAACACGUGUUUGCGUGAGUUUUCGGCAAAUCCAGAACUUCGCAAGCGUGUUCUUUCCUACAAGAAGAGAAUGGACUUCCCAAAGAUCCCCACGACUCACGAAUUUGGCGGGUCAAAUCUCGACUUCCCGGACUCUCAGGAAUCAGCGUUGCCGGUGGACUGGACUCGCGGGCCAGAGGACUCGGAGUUUCAAAAUGCUCGAUCUCAACAGUCUGCAGUUACCGCACAUGGAUAG